Molecule: messenger RNA, 2428 nt
Organism: Osmerus eperlanus (European smelt)
Lineage: Eukaryota; Metazoa; Chordata; Actinopteri; Osmeriformes; Osmeridae
Product: methylmalonate-semialdehyde/malonate-semialdehyde dehydrogenase [acylating], mitochondrial-like
Exons: 12
Coding region: 245-1822 (525 amino acids)
Biological process (GO): thymine catabolic process; L-valine catabolic process
Cellular component (GO): mitochondrion
Molecular function (GO): methylmalonate-semialdehyde dehydrogenase (acylating, NAD+) activity; malonate-semialdehyde dehydrogenase (acetylating, [NAD(P)+]) activity
Source: RefSeq, a predicted model, not a curated record
AUGUAACGAUGCUUCCGCUGUUAUACAAGUCAUCUGGUCUGGUUGUUCAGAGGACAUAACGCGGAAUACAGGUUUAAAGAUCUGCUAAAAAGUGCACCGCGCACUUUCUUCGUCAUCUGCCUUUUGACUUCGUGAGCUAGGGUAUUUGUUCCUGCUGGUGUGUAGAGGUGUUCUUUGGGUCGGUGCAUGGGCCUAUGUUGUUCAUAGUGCAAACCACAGGAAAAUAAAGUACAUAAACUCAGUCAUGGCAGGCAUUCUCGCCAGAUCACUUUGGAACAAAAAGGUUCCUCUCCAGAUGGGUCGACUAUGUUACUCUUCAUCUGUGCCAACCACCAAGCUGUUUAUAGAUGGCAAGUUUGUAGAGUCCAACACUACCGAAUGGCUUGACAUUCACAAUCCAGCCACCAACGAGGUGGUGGGACGUGUCCCCAAGGCGACCCAGCAGGAGAUGCUAGCGGCUGUGGACUCCUGCUCCAAGGCCUACUUACCCUGGGCUGAGACUUCCAUCUUAAGCAGGCAGCAAAUAUUUCUCCGUUACCAGCAGCUCAUCAAGGACAACAUUAAAGAGCUGGCCAAGUUGAUCACUCUAGAGCAGGGGAAGACUCUGGCGGAUGCUGAGGGAGAUGUCUUCAGAGGGCUGCAGGUGGUUGAGCAUGCCUGCAGCAUCACCUCUCUGAUGCUGGGAGAGACCCUGCCCUCCAUCACCAAGGAUAUGGACACCUACACCUACCGCCUGCCCAUCGGGGUCUGUGCCGGCAUCGCCCCCUUCAACUUCCCCGCCAUGAUUCCUCUGUGGAUGUUCCCCAUGGGCAUGGUCUGUGGCAACACCUACCUGAUGAAGCCCUCCGAGCGUGUCCCAGGGUGCACCAUGCUCUUGGCAAAGCUACUGCAGGAUUCUGGAGCACCUGAUGGAACACUGAACAUCAUCCAUGGCCAGCACGCAGCGGUGAACUUCAUUUGUGACCACCCGGCAAUCAAGGCCAUCAGCUUUGUGGGCUCCAACCAGGCCGGGGAGUACAUCUACGAGAAAGGCUCCAAGAACGGCAAGAGAGUGCAGUCAAACAUGGGAGCUAAGAACCAUGGUGUGGUGAUGCCUGAUGCUAACAAGGAAAACACCCUGAACCAGCUGGUGGGCGCUGCCUUUGGAGCAGCAGGCCAGCGGUGUAUGGCUCUGUCAACAGCCAUUCUCGUAGGCGAGGCUCGUGAUUGGCUCCCAGAGCUGGUGGAACGCUCCAAAGCACUGCGUGUCAAUGCAGGUGACCAGCCCGGGGCAGAUGUAGGUCCUCUCAUUUCCCCGGAGGCCAAGGCCAGAGUGGACGGUCUGAUCCAGAGCGGGGUGGAUGAGGGAGCCACGCUGCUGCUGGACGGGAGGAACGUCCACGUCAAAGGAUACGAGAACGGGAACUUCGUAGGCCCCACCAUCCUGGCCAAUGUCACACCAGACAUGAAAUGCUACAAGGAGGAGAUAUUUGGGCCGGUCCUUGUGGUUCUGGAAGCUGACAACCUGGAUGACGCCAUCACAUUAAUCAACAACAACCAGUAUGGCAACGGCACUGCCAUCUUCACCACCAACGGAGCCACAGCUCGCAAAUACACUCAUGAAGUGGACGUAGGGCAGAUUGGUGUGAAUGUUCCCAUCCCUGUUCCUCUGCCCAUGUUCUCCUUCACUGGCUCCAGAGGCUCCUUCAGAGGCGACACUAACUUCUAUGGGAAGCAGGGGAUCCAGUUCUACACUCAGAUCAAGACGGUGACAUCACAGUGGAAGGCUGAAGACGCCACUCUGAAGACCCCAGCUGUUACCAUGCCGACCAUGGGACGCUAACUACAUGUAGCAGUGUAAAUAUGUUUUCUCACGUAGACAUUUCAGCACAACCUUUUAUGUACUACGGAUAUGCCUUAACAUUCAUGUGGUCAGGAGAAGGGUUGGGGAUCGAUUCAAUUUGAUCGAUUCCAAUUCUGAACCGGUUCUCGAUGCUCAACCCUAGUCAGGAGGUACAAAUCAAUGGUUGCUGUUUGUAUUCGUUUUCAAAAACAUUAACGUGUUCUGUUGAUGACCUUGCUAGUUGUUACUAGUAGAAAUGGUGCUAUGGAUGACCUCAGUCUGUUACCCUAUGAGCAUGGACACAGUGUGCAACCAAGAACAGUAGGAUGUUCUUCCUCUACUGCAGUUCUGGAAAGGACAGGUGAUCGAGUCAAAAAUGUCUACACAUUGUCAAUAACAGUACAGAAAAUGUUUUUGUGAUAUUGUUUCAAUGCAAUCUUUACUGGUCUGACCACUGUCUGUUUUAGCCAUGUUUUGUGUUCUGAGAGUGUGGAUGCAUUAGAGGACCCCUUAAUUGUUAUUUACUACAGUUAUGCAGUAUGUUCUCAUGGGCAUGCAUGAUAGAGGAGUUGAUUGACAUUUAUUAAAACUUGCAUUGGUUUUGCA